Messenger RNA from Acanthamoeba castellanii str. Neff, 783 nucleotides. Its product is annotated as mannoseP-dolichol utilization defect 1 protein. Bases 1 to 783 code for a protein of 260 amino acids. NCBI's taxonomy places the organism in Eukaryota, Discosea, Longamoebia, Acanthamoebidae. The transcript is spliced from 8 exons. The record is from RefSeq and is a predicted model, not a curated record.
AUGGAGCUCAAAAACCUCGUUGAAUUUAUGGGUGAGCACUGCUUCAAGCAGCUCGUGGUUGACCACAACUUCCUUGACGUGCCCUGCCUGAAGAUGCUGCUGAGCAAGUUCCUUAGCUUCGGCGUCGUGGCCGGUUCGCUGGUCUACAAGCUGCCGCAGAUCCUCAAGGUCCAGAACAGCAGGAGCGCCAAGGGCCUCGCCAUGCUCGGCGUUCUUCUCGAGCUCCUCUCGGUCACGAUCUCGUUCUCGUACAGCUACAGCAAGGGCUUCCCCUUCAUGACCUACGGCGAGUCGGUCUUCGUUGCCGGCGCCAACCUGCUCAUCAUCUGCCAGAUCCUCUCCUUCGAGCACGGCGGCGUUGGCUUCCAGGGCCUCGCUGGCAUUGCCCUCUACGGCGCUGCCGUGUACGCGCUGCUCGGCGGCUUCGUCCCCUUCUCCGCCCUCCAGAUCAUGCAGGGCUGCGUCACGCCCAUCGUGAUUGCCAGCCGCCUUCCCCAGAUCUGGGAGAGCUACAGGAACAAGUCCACCGGCCAGCUCUCCUUCAUCACCUGGUUCCUUAACUUCGGUGGUUCGCUGGCCCGCAUCUUCACUACCCUCCAGGAAAUCGAUGAUCCUCUUGUGCUCAUCGGCUACAUCGUGGGCGCCUCCCUGAACGCCAUCAUCAUCGGCCAGAUCUUCCUCUACUGGAACAACUCGGGUGCCAAGCCCUCCAAGCCCAAGAAGCCCGCGGCCAAGAAGCCCGCCACCAAGGCCGCCGCCGCCAAGAAGAAGAAGGCCAACUAG